AGAGGCACAAGUGAAUGUAAAAUGUAGACAAGAACCACAAAGCCCUUCGUGAUUUUCUACAACCAAUGCCGUUUUGGGGGUGAACCAGCUGGGUGGACUUGUGCGCAUUUUACACAGCUUUAAAAAUUUAAGCUUUACUGAGCUGUGUCUUUAGAAUUAACUGUUUUUGGUCAGUUUUUAAAUUUAAACAACUUUUAUGUAGUGUUCCUUUGGAACACGGCAUAUACAUUUGUUCUUCUGUCAACAUGCUCAUAGUUCAAUUGACUUAAAUUCCGUAAGGACUGCUACUGGCCAUGCAACCUGGUGGUCGAGUCUAUGUUUUGGCUGGUCUGGGUUUGUCUUGCCAAUGUUUUCGCAGCUGGACUCAGAAUUUGUUCGGUCGCAGCUUUGGCUCUAUGCAUGGACACUUGAGCAAGUGGAACAGGAAUGAGAACUGUAAUCCACCACCAGCCCAGGAAAACCCUCGUGUCCUUAUCACAGGUGGGCUUGGACAAUUAGGUGUGGGGCUCGCAGAGUUACUUAGGAAGCAGUAUGGAACAGAGAAUGUAAUCCUGUCCGACAUAAAGAAGCCCCCACCUCAUGUUUGUAAGAGUGGUCCAUUUGUAUAUGCUGAUGUGUUGGACUACAAACAUCUCAGAGAACUGGUUGUAAAUAAUGGCAUCACUUGGCUGGUGCACUACAGUGCUCUGCUGAGCGCUGUCGGGGAGGCUAAUGUGGCCUUGGCGCGCAAAAUCAACAUCACAGGUCUUCAUAAUGUGCUGGACUUGGCUCUGGAGAACUGUCUGCGCCUCUUUGUGCCGAGCACCAUCGGAGCAUUUGGUCCUUCUUCUCCUCGGGACCCUGUGCCUGACCUUUGUGUCCAAAGACCACAAACCAUCUAUGGGGUGUCCAAAGUUCACGGCGAAUUAAUGGGGGAGUAUCUUCAUAUUAAAUAUGGCUUGGAUUUCCGCUGCUUGCGUUACCCGGGAGUGAUAUCUUUCAACACACAUCCUGGGGGAGGCACAACAGAUUAUGCCAUUCAAAUCUUCCAUGAUGCCCUCAGCAAGGGUCACCAUGAGUGCUACUUACGCCCCGACACCCGUCUUCCCAUGAUGCACAUCUCUGACUGCCACCGUGCCACUAUAGAGUUCAUGCAGGCUCCCGAGUGCCAGCUCUCCCUUCGUACCUACAACAUUGCUGCCAUGAGCUUCACUCCAGAGGAGGUGGCCCACGAAAUCCGCAAGCAUCUCCCUCAUCUUAAGGUCACCUACAAUCCAGACGCUGUCCGUCAGACCAUCGCAGACAGCUGGCCGGUGAGAUUUGACGACACCAACGCCAGGAGAGAUUGGGGCUGGGUGCCAGUGUUUGGGCUGGAGGAGCUGGUGUCAGAUAUGCUGCACUCCAUUCAGGACAAGUGUUUGCCAGUCAGCUAGCAAUAUCUGCGCUGUAUAGACUAACUGACUUUGUUUCACCUUGAAUUAUUGUGCAUAACUCCUUAAAAUUGACUAAAUGAAGAAUACACACACACACACACACACACACACACACACACACACGCACACACACGCGCAUUUAGGACUGUUUUUCAGGAAUUACAUACUGUCCAGUUACAUACUCAACUGUGCUGUUUUAUUUGUUGUUGUAAUUGAAAAUUGGUAUGGAAAAAAAAAUAACAAUGUUAUUUUUAACUUGAAAAGCUUUGGCUGUUGAAAUUGACUGUGAUGAUGCUUAAACCGCACUUGCACCUCGGUUUUUGUUAUUAAUCUUUUUUAAAGGGUCUGAAACUGUACACAAACAUUUUUCCUUCAGAAAACAAAGUAAAUCCAAUUAAUCCAAUAUAGACAUCCAAAAGUUAACACAAAACACUUUGUAUAGAGAAUAAUUACGUGGAUUUUCAGCAUUCUUAGACUUAGACAGACUUUAUUGAUCCACAAGGGAAAUUGUUCCACACAGUAGCUCAGUUACAAAGGAUGGAAAGUGUAAGGAUGGAAAGGAUAAUGCAGGUAUAAAGUAGACUAAAAAUGUACCGUAGCAGCAAUAUGAAAUUAAACAUAUAUGUAAUAUUUACAUAUUAUAUAUACAGUAUAUAAUAUAUACUGAUAUAUUAUAUUAUAUUUGUAUAUAAUAUAUACAAUAUAUAACAAAUAUCUACUAUUGAUAAUAUAUUUAUUUAUAUCUGCACCUUAUUGCUCUUUUAUCCUGCACUACAACGAGCUAAUGCAACGAAAUUGCGUUCUUAUCUGUACUGUGAAGUUCAAAUUUGAAUGACAAUAAAAAAGAAGUCUAAGUCUAAGAAGUCUAAGUCUAUUCACGAGAACUACUGAGGACAGCCGUUAAGCGCCAAAUUACCCUUGUUUGUUUUGCGUUACCAGAGUGGUGCAUUCGAUGACACUAUGGAAAUACGAACUCUCUUUGACUCUUCAAAUUUAUUUGUCUCCAUGAUAGGUUAUUUUGCAACAGUACUUAGUAAAAAAAGCACAAAGACUAAUUCCCCUCAUGUGUUUAAUUGUACUAAAAUUGAGGUAAUGUUUGAAAACUAAGACAAAUUUUUGGUGUGUGAAAACCAAAGUUCCACUGCAAUUCAUAAAGGAUGCUGUACCAAACUAGUAAUUGCAAUUUAUUUCCAAGUUUUUGUUGUGAGUGCUGAGAGGUCUUGUCCCCUGCUGUCACCAAGCUGAAGUUAAUAGACAACUUGAGCACAUUUUGUUAACAUAUCAUAAUGUAUCAUCACAACACCCUGGUACAAUACAAAUGGCAGUGUAGAAGGUUCCACCAUUGCAUCACAUCAUUCCUUUUCUGUUCAUGAUAAUGUCUGUGGUCAAGCACCCAAAGCCCAAUUCCUCCUAACAAUUGUUUGGACUGAAAAAAUAUUAAGUUAAAAGUUAAAGUACCACUGAUACACACACUGACCACACUCACACUGGGUGUGGUGAAAGUACCUUCUGCAUUUGACCCAUCCCCUUGUUUCACCCCUUGGGAGGUGAGGGGAGCAGUAAGCAACAGCGGUGGCCGCACACCGGAAUAAUUUUGGUGAUUUAUCCACAACCCUUGAUGCUGAGUGACAAGCAGGGAGGUAAUAGGUCCCAUUUUAAUAGUCUUUGGUAUGACUCGAAUCCAUAAACAAUGCUUUGUAUGCCUUUUAAUCAUUUUGUGAUUCUCUCUGGUGUUGUAAGACAUACAUAUCUAAUGGGGCACAGGUCCCCCACAAUAAUUAUUUAAAGGGGUCCUAUUAUGCAAAAUCAACUUUUCGUACCUGUUGGUAGCUGUUUUUGUGUAUUUGGGAUCCCCAUAAAU
Molecule: messenger RNA, 3273 nt
Organism: Entelurus aequoreus (snake pipefish)
Lineage: Eukaryota; Metazoa; Chordata; Actinopteri; Syngnathiformes; Syngnathidae
Gene: tdh2
Product: L-threonine dehydrogenase 2
Exons: 8
Coding region: 294-1412 (372 amino acids)
Biological process (GO): L-threonine catabolic process
Molecular function (GO): L-threonine 3-dehydrogenase activity
Source: RefSeq, a predicted model, not a curated record